Molecule: messenger RNA, 294 nt
Organism: Gongylonema pulchrum
Lineage: Eukaryota; Metazoa; Nematoda; Chromadorea; Rhabditida; Gongylonematidae
Source: the annotation of a GenBank genome assembly
AUGAUCGAGCGCAGUAAAAGUCGAGCUCUGGCAGAUCUAUCAGUUCCAACAAGACGAAUUUUGACCAAAUUUGAGCGGAGCAAGCCAAUCUCGAAAAACAGGCUUAAUGCGAUGUUUUUGAAAGAACUUUUGGUGAUAUUUGCGAGUGGCAUCUUCUCAACUGCUUAUCCAACAGAUGCAACAACAAAAGCCACUGGUAUCCACAAGUUGAUAGAGCUUUAUUUACUAAUGCUUGAAAACGCAAUUGAUUCACUAUUGCUGAGCACAUUCAUGCUCAAACGCCCAAUGGUGUAG